Molecule: messenger RNA, 1393 nt
Organism: Gastrolobium bilobum
Lineage: Eukaryota; Viridiplantae; Streptophyta; Magnoliopsida; Fabales; Fabaceae
Product: LOB domain-containing protein 37-like
Exons: 2
Coding region: 377-1093 (238 amino acids)
Biological process (GO): regulation of gene expression
Source: RefSeq, a predicted model, not a curated record
ACGGUGGAGGAACAUCCAUCCGCGGAAACACGGAGCCGCUAACACCAAGGACCUUGGAAUCUCACACUUCCAUACAAACAUGAAAGAGGCAGUGCACGCAGACACACUCCCUCUCCCAACUAACCUAACCCUAGUUAAUUCCCAACCCUCUCUCUCUCUCACCACUCACUCAUGUUCUCUUCCUGCUCCGGUUAAUGUUUAUUUAUACCCCAACUGCCCCUCCAUUCAACUUCCAUUCCAUGUCCCUCUUAUCUCCUUCUCACAUUACUUAUUCUUGUUCUGCAGUCAUCGGUUUUUAAUGUGAGGGUGUGGUCCGAACACAACACAACCGUUGUUAGUUACUCGCUCUUAAUUUGUAAUUUUAAACCAAAGAGGUAUGAGUUGUAACGGGUGCCGAGUCCUUCGAAAGGGUUGCAGUGAGUCCUGUAUUCUGAGACCGUGUCUACAGUGGAUUGAAACCCCUGAAGCCCAAGGCCAUGCCACUGUUUUCGUAGCCAAAUUCUUUGGCCGUGCAGACCUCAUGUCCUUCAUUUCAAACGUCCCUGAACCCCAAAGACCUGCUCUGUUUCAAUCUCUGUUGUUCGAAGCUUGUGGACGAACGGUGAACCCCGUGAACGGCGCCGUGGGGCUUCUGUGGACAGGAAACUGGCACGUUUGUCAGGCGGCUGUUGAGACGGUGCUCCGUGGCGGCACCCUGAGGCCCAUGCCGGAUCUUCUUGGCCUAGACGCGCCCUCUCCCAUCGGGGACGACGCAUCCGAAGGGGAAGUCACUUGCACCGACAUGUGGAGGGUCCGAGAUCCGAACCCGGUUUUGCGGUUCUCGAGCUCGCAGUCUAAUAAGGUCGCUUCCGGCGGUAAACGCAAGCGAUCGAACGAAAUCACCAAGUUUCAGACGACGACCGAUCUCAAUCUCCGGUUGACGCCGAGUUUUCUGCAUAACGUCUCCACCUACGACUGCCGACACGAAACUCGCCGACCGGGCACACCGUCGAUGAAUUCGGAGGAAUCCGUGACGACGACGUGCUUGGAAAGUGGGAUCGGAGAACACUACGCUCACGGCGGAGACCGGAAAGUGCUUAACCUUUUCGUUUGAGGGCUCUCUUUCUCUCUGAGAUUCGUGUUUUUCUGAAUCUCUAAUUAAGGGGUGUGGCACGCACGCGUCUUUUAUUUGUUUUUUCUUCAUUUUUUGAACGCUUUGUUUUGCGAAGAGGGUUUUUCCUGGAAUUAAAAUCCGUUGAGAUUUUGUAAGUUACCGGCACAGGAUUUUCUCUCUCUUCACGUUUGUAGACAGGGAGAGAAAGAUGAGGGUUCGUCGGUGAUAAUAUUUCCUUUUUUCUUUUGAUCUAUGAAAACAUGUUAUGAUGGUGUGACAUGAAUAUUAAAUAAUUAAAUA